Cladophialophora carrionii CBS 160.54 is the source of this 885-nucleotide messenger RNA. RefSeq lists its product as uncharacterized. Lineage: Eukaryota; Fungi; Ascomycota; Eurotiomycetes; Chaetothyriales; Herpotrichiellaceae. The record is from RefSeq and is a predicted model, not a curated record. The transcript is spliced from 3 exons. Gene Ontology annotation, cellular component: cytoplasm. The coding region runs from base 1 to 885 and encodes 294 amino acids. Gene Ontology annotation, molecular function: sphingomyelin phosphodiesterase activity.
AUGAAGACGAUCUCGACUUUGAUUACUCUCAUCCUCCUCUUCCUACGACUUUCCUCGGCCGCCACGUCCGGCACCUUCGACCUCCUCACCUACAACAUCGCGGGCUUGCCGGCCUUUCUGACCGACAACGGCGUCCCCGGCGACAAGGCCACCAACGCGGCGGCCAUCGGCUCCAAGUUCGCCGAGUACGCGUACGAUGUGAUCCACGUGCAGGAGGACUUUGCGUACCACUCCGACCUGUACGAGCAUGACAACCACGCCUACCGCACCGUCACGUCGGGCAACGUACCCUUGGGAAGCGGCCUGAACACACUCUCGCGGUUCCCGUGGACGACGUUCGCGCGCGUGCCGUGGUCCACGUGCUUCAUCAACGAGGCCGACUGCCUGACGCCCAAGGGCUUCACGUUCAUGCGUCUCCAGCUCCCUAGCAGCGUCACGGUCGAUCUGUACAAUCUGCACGCCGACGCCGGGGAUGAGCAGGGCGACAAGAACGCCCGGCGCGCCAACGUCCAGCAGCUCCUCGCCUAUAUCGCCGCCAAUUCGGUCGGCCGCGCGGUCGUCAUCGCCGGCGACUUGAAUGAUCGGUAUACCGAGUCGGGCCGGAGCAUCGAUCUCCUCACGGCCGCCGGGUUCCACGAUGCGUGGAUCGAGCUCGUCAGGGGUGGCGUCGCGCCCGCGGCCGGCUCGGCCAAUAUCGACUGUGGGAUCCCCGCGGGGACGAAUGACUGUGAGGAUGUGGACAAGAUCUUGUAUCGGUCGGGCGACUCGGUCAGCUUGUCGGCGCUCACCUAUAUCCACGUGGCGAACAAGUUUGUGCAGCCCAACGGCGAUAGACUCUCGGAUCAUAAUCCGAUUAGGGUCGAAUUUGCGUGGUCCACGGCUUGA